Molecule: messenger RNA, 1014 nt
Organism: Thrips palmi
Lineage: Eukaryota; Metazoa; Arthropoda; Insecta; Thysanoptera; Thripidae
Exons: 1
Coding region: 247-909 (220 amino acids)
Source: RefSeq, a predicted model, not a curated record
CGAUACUAACUGACAUGAAGACAAAGGUAAACACUGACGACAAGAUUGAGGCAUUGCGGCUCGCAACCCUUGAUCAGCACAAGUGCAAAGCGUGGAAGCUGGCUCGCCGCGGUCUCCUUACGGCCUCUAAGUUUGGCAGUGUCGUGAGGCGCAGACCCUCGACCCGUUGCCAUGCCCUGGUGUAUGACAUCGUGUAUGGCGGCCCCGACCUGUCCAAACGGAAGGCCAUCCAAUAUGGCAUAAAUAAUGAGGCUUUGGCCGGGGGAGUUUUAUGACAAAUUGUAUAACAAGGGGGCCGAGGCGAUCCAGCACACAGGUCUUCACAUCAAUGCGAAGUGGCCAUACCUAGGCGCCUCUCCUGACCGCCUUCUGGGCACCACGGGGCUUAUCGAGGUGAAGACAAUCUACCCCCCCACGCUCAAGGGCAUGUCAUUUCAUGAGGCGGCUCGAGCUAAGGGCCAGGAGAGGCCGUCUGGGUUCUGCCUCGAAUUGAAUGAGAAGGGCGCUUUGCAGCUGAUCCGCACGCACAAGUAUUACUACCAGGUGCAGGGGCAACUUGCCAUCACUAACAGGGAGUACUGUAUCCUGGUAGUAUACAGCAACGGACUUACUUUCUGGGAAAGAAUCCAAAGAGAAAGAGAGGAGUGGCGGGAUACAAUCCUACCAAAACUCAAAAAAUUCUAUAUGGAUUGUGUCCUUGUGGAGCGGGUCCUGCGGCGUGCGAAGAAAGGGUUGCGCUGCCGGGAUCCUCCUGACAUUGACGCCGCCGCGACGGCUUACGAGGAAGAUCUAGCUAGGCGCAAGGCAGCGAAGGACGCUGCCAAGGCCGCCAAGGCCGCCAAGGCCGCCAAGACCCGGCCCGGCGCGAAGACUGCGGCCGGUGCCAAACAGAGAACGCAGCAAAAGUGAUACGUAUGUCCAGUGUUGUAAUAUAACUUGUAAAUAUUACAUGUAUAAUGUAUAAUUAUAAGAUAAUGCCAUAUUAUAUGUGUAAAAUGUAUAAACUGUGUAUAU